UCCAGCUUUUCCAGCCACCUGAAUCCAACGUAACCCACUAACGCGGUGUGUGUGGAGUGUGUGUAAGAGCAAUCGAGCCUUGUUUACAGCGCCGGGGCUGCGAUAACGGGAGCUCCACUUUACUAUACGCGCUUAUCGGAAAUCAUAACGAUGAUGGAGAUAAUAACAUCAGCGAUAAUCAGACCGCUUUAGUUCUGUCACCUGCCGUGUGUUUGCUCGCUCACUGCUCAUUUCUGCGUGGAAAUAAACACCUAGCUAAUUACUACUAGCCGUGCCGUGCUAACGGAGCUGAGCUCCCAAUUCAAAAUCUCAGACUCGAGCGGACGGAGUGAAAACGCGAGGAAAAGGACGGAGAAGGAGGAAAAACGGCGCUGCGGCGGUUCUUUUUCACGCCUCUUUCGGAUUAUUAUUUAUUAUUUUUUUUUAUUUUGUUUUUUCUCCAUCUUCUCAAUCACUCCCAGUCUCACUCCCAAAUUACCAAGUUAGGAAAGUUGCCCCUUCGCAUUCGUCGGAUGAAAAUUAAUCCCCCCGAAUGCAUAUGAGCGACCCUCCGACAUCCAGCGUCUCACCCAGCUAGUUAGCCGUUAGCUCGCCGCGCGCACGGUUUCCCAUUGGACCGGCUACAAGGCGGCUAGCUCGGUUCAGCUAGCCCCGCAAAGAAAUGGAGUCGGAGGAUGCGGGCUUUCAAAUUCAUUCGUCAACGUGUGCGGGAAUUCGGAUAUACAUCGGCUAGCGUCUUUCAGGGAUAAUUGAAAAGCGACUAUCCGCAGCCUAACCCGAGCUCAGUAACUAAACCCCAUGCUGAAGUCAAAAGGCGAGCUAAACCGGCUAAGCUAACUGGACUCCAAUUGAAAUUCCUAUACGCAUUAGGCUAAACAAGCCAAGCUAGCGGUACUGAGUGUGUGUGAGAGAGAAAGAGAGUAGAUUUUCAGUUAGAAUUUUUUUUUUGGACAAUAAAAAUACACCAGAAAUAUACAGAUAACCGAAAGUAAUCUCUUUUUUUUUCUUUCAAUUAAAUUUUUUAUUGGAAAAGGCUACAAAUAAUUAUAGUCGGCUGGCUAUAUUUCGGUGUCAUUUUUUUUUUCUUUAGUUACUUUUUCAUCCAGUGUUUACAGGAAUGAGGUGUUGGACAGCCAGGACUCAUUUGUCCUCAUGUUGUGCUCUGCUGCUGCUGCUGCUGUCCCUCUCAGUUCACUGCCAGUGGCCCUCAAAUGACGGAAUCUGCAGUCCAGGCAUCGACAUUGGGAAUGACAUCAGCGACUUCAAGAAGCUGGAGAACUGCACGGUGGUCGAGGGCUACCUGAAGAUCCUUCUCAUCGUAAACAAGAUCACCGAUCAGGAGGUCUUCCGCACGCUCAGUUUCCCCAAGCUGACAAUGAUUACAGACUAUCUGCUCCUCUUCCGUGUCCCCGGGCUGGACAGCCUGAGCACGCUCUUCCCGAACCUGUCGGUGAUCCGAGGCCGCAAUCUCUUCUACAACUACGCGCUGGUCAUCUUCGAGAUGAACAACUUGAAAGACAUCGGCCUCUACAGCCUGCGCAACAUCACUCGCGGCGCCAUACGGAUCGAGAAGAACCCGGAGCUCUGUUACUUGGAUUCCGUCGACUGGUCUCUGAUCAUGAAUGCAGACUUAAACUUCAUCGCUGGAAACAAGCAGGCGUGCGCAGACGUUUGCCCGGGGCUCGUGGAGGACAGUCCGAAGUGCAUCAAGACCAACUUCAGUGGUGUCUCAAACUACCGCUGCUGGACUUCCGACCACUGCCAGAAAGUGUGCCCGGAGCGAUGUGGGCAGCGGGCAUGUACGUAUUCAGGAGAGUGCUGCCACGCUCAAUGCCUGGGCAGCUGCACAUCACCAGACAGUGCCACGGCCUGCGCCGCCUGCCAGCACUACUCCCACGAAGGCCGCUGCGUGGAGCGUUGUCCUCCGGGCAUGUACAUAUUCGAGGGCUGGCGCUGCAUCACCUUAGAAAUGUGCUCCGAGAUCCACCUGCCUUACUCGGAGCGCUUCGUCAUCCACGGGGGCGAGUGCAUGAUGGAGUGCCCACCUGGCUUUAAUCGUGAAAACAGUCAGAGUAUGUUCUGCAGUGCUUGUGAUGGCUUGUGCGACAAGGUGUGUGACGGGAAAGACAUCGACUCCGUGGACGCUGCACAGUCCCUAAAGGACUGCACUGUUAUUAAUGGCAGCCUGCGCAUCAACAUCCGGCGUGGCAACAACAUCGCGUCUGAGUUGGAGAACUUCCUAGGCCUCAUCAAGACCGUGACGGGAUGUGUGCAGAUUUCUCAUUCCCCCACUCUGAGCUCGCUGUCCUUCCUCAAGAGUUUAAACCACAUUAAUGGGAAGGAGCUCUGCGAUAACAUGUAUGCCUUCUCAGCGUUUGAUAACCAGCACCUCCAGUUUCUGUGGGACUGGUCACAGCACAAUCUGACCAUUCAUGCAGGGAAACUCUUUUUCGGCCGGAACCCCCACCUGUGCAUGUCCGAGAUCCGCAAGAUGUGGCUGAAAACGGGCAUCAAGGAGAAGUUUGUGGAGGAGGAUUUCCGCAACAACGGAGGCCGUGUGAACUGUGAACGUAAAAUUCUGAAGUUCAUAAACAAUAGCACUGGGAGUAACACAAUAGCGCUGACAUGGGAACGCUACAAACCGCCGAAUUACAGAGGCCUCAUCAGUUUCGAAGUGUACUACAGAGAAGCGCCUUUUCAGAACAUCUCAGAGUUUGACGAUCAGGACGGUUGUGGGUCCAACAGCUGGAUGAUGGUGGAUGUGGACUCACCGCAGGACCAAAAUAGAAACCCCGAGGUCCUUCUGUCAGGCCUUAAACCCGUGACGCAGUACGCCAUCUUUUUGAAGACUGUAACUUUGGUAGUGGAGGACAUAGACACACACGUUCUGGGGGCCAAGAGCAAGUUGGUCUAUAUUCUCACUAAGCCUAAAGUACCUACAAUGCCUGUUGAUAUCCGUGCCUACUCCAACUCAUCCACGAGCCUGGUGGUUCAGUGGUCUCCUCCGGUCUCUCCCAACGGGAAUCACAUCUACUAUCUACUUCGUUGGCAACAGCUGGAAGAAGACCGUGAGCUCUACCAGCACAACUACUGCUCUAAAGAGCUGAAGAUUCCCAUCAGAUUCUCCACAGGGCUGGCAGACGUCAUCGGGAACAUGAAGCCCACCAAUUCAGACUCAGCAGGGCAGAACAAAAGCCUUUGCUGCCACUGCCCUAAAUCAGAACUAGAUCUCAAAAAGAACAGGGAAGACAUCAUCUACCGUAAAGCCUUUGAGGACUUCCUCCAUAACAGCAUCUUCCAGCCGAGACCGAGCCUUCGUCACCGCAGGGACAUAUUCGGAGAGGCUAACUCCACUUUCCUACACGCACUGCUCGGUGACAGCGGGAGCCUAGGUGAGGUAAACUCCUCAGCCCCAGAGCCACGUACACGAGAGUUUCAUGAGAGAAAGGUAGAAGAAACAAGCGUCGAAAUUCAAGGCCUAAAGCCAUUCACUGUGUACCGCAUCGACCUGCACGCUUGCAACGAGGAGAUCCAGCAGUGCAGCGCACCUGCCUUCGCCUUCCCCCGCACCGAACCAGCAGACAAAGCUGAUGACAUCCCAGACAAAGUGACGUGGCAUAAUGUGGAUGACUCUGUGAUAAUGAAAUGGCCUGAACCAGCACAACCCAACGGCCUCAUCCUGCUCUACGAGAUCCAGUUCCAUCUGGGAGGCGAGCUGGAGAAGCACGAGUGUGUGUCCCGUCAACACUAUAAGGAGCAUCACGGUGUUCGGCUCACUAACCUCGGUCCUGGUAACUACUCGGUCCGCGUGAGGGCCACCUCACUGGCUAGAAAUGGCUCGUGGACAAACCCUGUCGUCUUCUACGUCCCACAGGCUGAACGCUAUGAGAACCUGCUCUACUUAAUGUUCAUCCCCAUUGUGCUGAUCGUGUUCGUUGCAGUGACCAUGUUUGUGCUCAAUAAGAAGAGGAACAGUGACAGGCUGGGAAAUGGAGUCUUAUACGCCUCAGUCAACCCAGAGUACCUCAGUGCGACUGAAGUGUACGUCCCUGAUGAAUGGGAGGUAGCACGGGAAAAGAUCACCAUGAGCAGAGAGUUAGGCCAGGGCUCCUUUGGCAUGGUGUAUGAGGGCAUCGCCAAGGGUGUCGUCAAGGAUGAGCCUGAAACCCGGGUGGCCAUCAAAACAGUUAACGAGUCCGCCAGCAUGCACGAGCGCAUCGAGUUCCUCAACGAAGCCUCCGUCAUGAAGGAGUUCAACUGUCACCAUGUGGUGCGUCUCCUUGGCGUGGUCUCUCAGGGACAGCCCACUCUAGUCAUUAUGGAGCUGAUGACACAGGGCGAUCUGAAGAGUUAUCUACGCACACUACGAGCCAUCAAGAGCACAUCGAGCCUGCCUUUGCCCCCGCUGAAGAAAAUGAUUCAGAUGGCAGGAGAAAUUGCAGACGGCAUGGCAUACCUUAAUGCUAACAAGUUUGUCCACCGAGACUUGGCAGCCAGAAAUUGCAUGGUGGCUGAAGACUUCACUGUCAAAAUUGGAGAUUUUGGCAUGACGCGAGACAUUUACGAGACGGAUUACUACAGAAAGGGUGGGAAGGGCUUGCUGCCUGUGCGCUGGAUGUCUCCCGAAUCCCUCAAAGACGGCGUCUUCACCACCAUGUCUGACGUGUGGUCUUUUGGUGUGGUGUUAUGGGAGAUAGCCACCUUGGCAGAGCAGCCCUAUCAGGGUAUGUCCAACGAGCAGGUUCUGCGCUUCGUCAUGGAGGGAGGUCUGCUAGACAAACCUGACAACUGCCCCGAUAUGAUGUUUGAGCUGAUGCGCAUGUGCUGGCAGUACAACCCGAAGAUGCGUCCCACCUUCCUGGAGAUCAUCAGCAGUAUCAAGGACGAUCUGGAACCCAAUUUCAAGGAGGUGAGCUUCUUCUACAGCGAAGAGAACAAGCCGCCAGACACGGAGGAGCUGGACCUGGAGAACCUGGGCACCAUGGAGAACGUUCCCUUGGAGCCCUGUGCCAAGGCCCCAGUUCCCUCACCCACACCCUCCUCGCCUUCCUCGGGCACAGACAAACGCUGCUCCAACGGGCCGGUACUUCUGCUGCGAAGCCCUUUCAAUGAGGCACAGCCUUACGCGCACAUGAAUGGGGGCAGGAAGAACGAGCGCACGUUGCCCUUGCCCCAGUCGUCAGCAUGCUGAUGCCAGCCUGCCUACUUUUUAUCCUCUUUUCUUAGGUCACGUUAAGCCUCGCUGGCACUCCAGAGAACUCCCGCUCCACUCUGUCUAAUCACCACGUCCUCUCUGGAACCGAGUGCCACGAAGGAAACCUCGACAGAAAGGCGUCGAGGCUGUCAACCUCUCAUCAUACCUCAGUGACGCAGUUUGUUUUUCUCUUUGUGUUGCAACCUGCGUUGACUGACAGACAGGUGGCAACCUUCACCGCCAUCACUAUAGAAGCACGGCAAACACUGACCGGGAAGAGAAAAAACAAAACCCUGAAACAAUAUGGAACACACACAGUAACUUCCAAGGAGCGCACACUCCCUCCUUUUAUAGUGUUUUUGUUACUUUUAUACAUUUCCAAAUAGGGAAUUUCACAUUUAGGGUCUUGUCUGAAAUCAGUCAUGGUGAGGUGGCAUUAUUGUAAAUCAGAAUUUAAUUGCGCAUAUUCUUAAUCUUUAUUCCAACAGAGAGGCACUUUGUGUUUUAGGUGUCCAAAGACAUGAUAGCUCUUUAAAAAAAAAAAAAAAAGGAAGAAAAAAAAGUGCGUGUCGGUGGGCGCCAUUAACAUGGAAUCUCAUCUAACAAACCGUGAGACUCCGCCCACUCUGUGUAUCUACUCAAUAGUAGAGCAGAAAGUUUCAAACCUGCCAUCAUCUUUUUACAAAAAAAAUAUAAUAUACUCUUUUUUUUUUUUCUUUUUCUUUUUUUUCUUGCCGUAUUUCUUGCUGCGCUUGAAUGUGCACAAAAGCAAAUAUGACACUCCACAUUUUUUUUUACACUGGUGUGUAUAUAUCUUAUCUAUCUAUAAAUAUAUACCUAUUUUUUUCAGCUCUUCUUGUGCUUAAUUGAUUUAUGAUCAAUGCAGAGGUUUUUCACCAGAUUGCCUCCUGUUUAUUUUCCUGACCAGGUUUCUGUCUCAUACAUUCGAUUCUACUGCAAAACUUCCAGCCACGUUCAGAAAGAAACAGGAGGAGGGGCUGUUGGGUCGCAGAAGUGAAAACAAGAUCCUAAAAAGGCCUAACAUGCAAUUAACCACAUAGCAAAAAAACAAAAACAAAAAAAAAGGUACCUGGAAGAGAUUAAGGCAAGCACAGUGUAAUUGAAGGGAUCUAGAGCGUCGUGAAACCAUCUCAGUCGGUCAAACGUUGGACCACAGAGCAAACACGUCAUUCUUCAUCAUCUGUCACUUUUCUACCUUUUUUACGGUUCAAAUGAACUUCUGUAUGUCUGUACUGAAAGAAGCUGCUAUUUUUUUCUCGUUUUCUUUUGUGGUUGUAAUAUAUAUAUCUAUAUGUAAAACAGAUCCUUCGGGUUAAAUCCUUUAGUGUCCACUACCAUCUUGUACUUUUGCAUAAGAAAUAUAUACUAUUUAUAUUUUCUGCCCCUUUUUCUUUUUCUCCAUCCACAUUAGAGUGCAUUCGUUUCAGAAUGGGUUUUUUUGUUGUUCUCUUUUGGCAUAGAUUAAAAAAAAAAAAACAACAAAAAAAAAAAACACAACAGUACAAAUUCACUUCAUUGUGGAAUUCAUGGUGGCAGACUCUAUUAGCAGUUAAACACUGUGUCUUAUCAAAUCAGAUUCUCAGGUUAAAUCCAAACCAUCAUUUCAAGCACCUUAAACAUGUUAAAGAUAUUUUUGUUUGUUUGUUUCCAUCACAAUACAAUCCUGUUACAUACUGCAGGAAUAGGAUUAAAGGAAUCGUUUGGCCAAAAAUUAAAUUUGCUCCAUUUUAAACAAAAAAAAAAGUUGUUUUUUUUUUGUUAUUAGGGAUGCAUCAAUACCAUUUUUACCUCCAGACCAAGUACGUGUGUUUUUGCUACUCACUGAUACUAAUACCGAAAUGAGUAAAAUACCGAGUAUAAAGCAAUCAGGGGCAUCAUGGAACAUUUUCUUUAGCUUUAUGUCGCUAGCUGCACUGUGCUCCUGGUAAUGACCUCAUGAGUUGUAUGUUUAAGAUGUCAUGAUGUUUAAACAUGAUCUUUUAGUAAAGAACGCGAGAGCACAAAGAGCAGCGAUCGUUCAAAACGAGUGCCGUCAAUUAUACAAAGAGGAACGCGUACGUUUUUAUAAGUCUCAGUGCUCGCAGAACUGAACUGCUCUUACACACCUUGCACUUGUUUUUAGUGACCAGAUGCUGUUGAUAUUUUUGCAGAGCACAGUGUGCAGGCUGCUUUGCUUUCUUUCGCCAUCAUUAAUUUGUCAGACAUGUCUGGAAAGUUGUCAUGUCACUUCAUCUGUUUAUUAACCUGGCAACAUGCACUGAGCUGACGUCGUGUAGUGAUGUCGUCACACGGUUUCAGAUGUUGACGUCGGAGCUACGAGUAUGAGUAAACGCGCAUGGUAUCAAACCAGUAACUGGUAACUGUAUCGGUUUUGAUGCAUCCCUAAGUUUUUACCUUAACUGCGAAUGACCAGUCGAGACAUGGUGCUCGGUGUCCUGCUUUAUUAACUCUGUGCAGUUUGAGAGAGGUGUAUGAUUUAGCAUGUAGGCUGUAUGAUGGUAAACAGGUCAUGAUAAGCUUCUCUUACUUUAGUCUUUUAGUGCUCCAGUGCAUAAAUCAAUAAAGAAGGUGUUUCUGGCACUAAACGUGCUCCUUGCCAUGUAAGUUUGGUGCUUGUGUAAGUUGAAUUUUUGGCUGUUAUUUAAUUAGUGACUGACACUGCCGCCAUGCUUAUGGAAACCCAUUGAACUGCCUGCUCGCAUAAACAUCAUCAAAAGAAGCAUUAAAGAGAUGAUUAGGCAAAUCUAUGCAGAAAUUGUGCUCACAUAAUAUAGUGGUCCCUUUCAUCCAUUUCACAAUCAAAAACUUUGACUCGUGCCAGUUUUUUUUUUUCCUCCUUCCUUCAGUUUUUCCUCUUCCUCCUCUAUUUGUAUCAUUAUUUAUUUUGAUUUUUAUUUUUUUUUGUGAUGUGUUUAAAAUCACUGUAAAAAUCCCCCUUGUGUUUGAGUUAUUUUUCAAUUUUUUUUUCAUGGCUUUGGGACUUGUUUGUUUCUCCUUCAAGCAUUUAUCUACCUCACCCUUUUUUUUUAUAUAUAUAAAUAUAUGAACCUGUAUAUAAAGAAAAUUCAUCAGAUUUCUUUUCCCCCCAGCCAAAAAAAAGGACUCUGUAAGUGCUCUGUGUAUGUGAGUAAACCUCAAACACUACCAACCACGGCCUGGCGGCGGAGGCGCGCUGGCAUUGUGGAGGUUCGGACAAACUGGCUGCUUUCUUGCAUCCCUAUACGGUUUCCAAUUUGUUCCUUAUUUAUUUUAGAAAAAAAGGCCUUAUAAGUUAGCUUCAAAUGUGCUGGAACGUUGUUGACAUUUAAUUUAUGCCUCUUUUGUCUUGCUGAGACGGGGGAAAACGGUACUGAGACGUCAGAGUGAAACGGUCCUUUAUUCAUCAAGAUGGGUUUUUUUUGUUUGUUUGUUUUUGUUUGUUUGCUUUUCCCCCACAAUUGUUCACCAAGUUCUAUGUUUUCUCUCAAGCUUUAUUGUAAUUGUAAGUUCAUUAUUGAGUAUUGUGUUGGAAUUUAAACAUGAAUUGAAAAUCGAUUGCCGAGAACGUUGUCGACUGUAUGUUGGUGGCUUCUGAGUCAGUAUUGUUUGAAUGGCUUCUGGUGAAUUUAGAUGUUUUGUGCCGGGCGUCGGAAAGCUGAACCACUUUAGAAAUGGGUGAAAUUGUAAGACGAUUGGACCGAGAGUUUAAAGGACAUGACACUAAAUUUGCUCUUGCCUUUAUACAUUAUGCAGCCAACAAUCAGAACCGAUAUGGCUUGGUUAAAAGUGAAACGGGUUGCUGCAGAAAACAGUAGCUAUUAGUCCUCAUCAUUGCUCUCUCUUUACUCAACUGCCUUAAAAUUAGGCAUGUGCUGAUAUUCAGUUUGGAUAUCAUGAGAAGUUCUGACCUUUCAUCGCGGUUAAUGAUGCGGCCUCCUGUCUUCAUGCAUCUCUUGAUAGCCUUCAUCCUCCCCAGCUGGAAGCUGACGUAUGACGGGAGAGCUUGCUGGUGCGUGGGACUUGAUCCAGACUAAAUUGGGGAGAAAAUCAGGGGAAAAUGUUUUUAUUGACUUCCUAAUUUUGCCUCGACCUUCUGCAGAGAUCGUGUUGGGUAAGGAGCCAGUUUAACAAACAUGAUUGUGAAAAGUCAGUGUACCUAACGAUGUGCCAUUACUUUACACAGCAGAGGUCCCGAUUUGAUCAAGUUGUUGGAUAGCUGUGUGCCGUAGUGUAAUGCUCAUAAGCUUAAUCAGUUCCAUUUAUGCUAGCUCUUAAAAUAUCCAGGAUGCCCCUGUGCCUUCUCGUUAUCAAACUAGAGAAGAGCCUUUACGUACUCUGGCAAGAAGCAAAGUUUUAAAAUAUUCAAAUGAACCUAAUAAUAAUACCACCGGAACAAAUCUGACCGAAUGAAUCGGCCGUUAUUUCCGCAGCUAUGUUAGAGUGAACAAAGUGACCACGCGUCACAUUUCCCAUCGUAAACCUAUAAUUCGUUGAGAUUGGACAUCAUUUGUAUCUCAUUACGUUAAAUACAAACGAAAUAAAUAAGCAGUAACUGCUUUCAGUGCAAUUCUUUGAAAUCUUACAAUGCAGUUUUUUCCCUUUUCUCUUUUAAUAUUUAAGAAUGCUAGAGCUUCAGGUUAAGAUGUAUACAAAAGCUAAACAUAUUUACAAUCUAUACAGUUUAUAGGAGAGAACGUCAGAAUUUGCGCAUUUGAAGGGAUUUCCCAGGUCACAACAUAUUUAUCCAGCUUUGAAAGAUCAGAUCUUUUCAUUCAGGACCGACGUUAUCUCCUUAAACCGUCACUCCGAUGACAUGUAUGGGUACUGAGAAUGUUCUGUUAAAUAUUGCGAUAUAUCACAGAUUAUCAGCACAUGCCUACUUCACACAGAAUGGUAAAGCCAUUUAGGACUGAUGCUGCAACUGAAAGCUAGGAUUGAAGGACAGAUGGUACAAAAUUUUGACGCUGGACAAGCUCUAACAUCGCCCUGAUGAUCCUACUCUUUCAGUAGCUGUCCAUCCUUAAACAUACUGUCCCCUCUGAAAGUACUACUACUGUCCCCUACUGUAACUGCAAGGUCAACUCUUGGUUGUUAGUACUUGUCUGGUUGAUACACCAGUGGUUUCAUCCUUUUUCAGGACAAUCCAAAUUGUUGUAUUGGCUAUGCCCAAUGUUUGUGCAAUGCCUCUGAUUGAUCUUCCUUUCUUUUUUCAGCUUCAAAAUGGCUUGCUUUCUCCCACAGACAGCUCUCUGGUCUUCAUGUUGGUUUAUCCUUUUUAACGACAAAUGCAGUCUUCACAGGCAAAACCUUGGGCUCAAACCUAGACUAGACAUUCAGAGCUAUUCGUUCUUUAAACAGUCAAUCUAACGGGGCACACCUGGGCAACAAGAAACACCUGUCAGUCACAUAUUCCAGUAUUUUUUGGUGGGUUCAAACUAAAGGAGCCAUGUUCUAAGUUGUUUAAUACAUCUAGAUGUAAAUAUGAGGAAAUGAAAGCUGAAAUUCUGAUCUGUCGUCUUAUAUUCAUCUUUUGAUCUCAAACGCAAAUUUAUUCAGUGUGUAGGGGGGGAACCCCAAAGUUUUGGCCUUGCCGUUCCAGUACGUUCAGAGCGGACUGUAAAGUCACUUCAAAUUUGUAAUACCAUUCUGGGUCCUGGGUCAGAUUGCCAUUGGGCUCGGUUUCCUCAGGGCUUCUCUGCUCUGCUGCUCAUCACACUGCUGCUCCCCAUCACUCACCUUCUGCAUGACUGAUUCUGGUCCUCACACUGUACUCUACCGGUACAUGCUUUUCACUAAGAGCGGGGCAAUGAUGUGGAUUAGAAAUGAACUCCUAGUUCUCGAAAUAAAGAUUUUAUUCACUUUAUUCCAUAUAGACAUUUUUUUAACCAAUGAACAUUGAUAUUUGUACAAAAAAAAUAAUAAUAAUAACAAUAAAAUAUGGGGUUAUUAAAAAAAAGAGAGAAAUAUAUAGUUUAAAGAUAUUUAACAAAGGAUAAGAAAUAUAUUCUAGAUAUGGAGCUCAAGAUGUUGUGUAUAGAGAAGGUGGAACAUGAGGAAGGUCUGUGGUCCAAGCUGCUUCUUCAAGCCUGGAUGGUUCCAAGUUUAAAGAAAAACAGGUACUUUAUAAACAUUUUUCAUGUAUUGUUUUGCAGAAGAAAAAAAAAAUAGAAAGGAAAAUGUGCCCCAUGAAUAUGACCGAUGUUAAUGAUGGUUUUGUUUAUAGUGGCACAUUGCUGGUUUUUUUUGUUUUUUUUUUAAACGUGUGUGCGCGAGUGUGUAUGUGAUAUUUGCUACGAAAAAAAAAAUAAAUUCAGCUCACCAGCUUUGUCA
Molecule: messenger RNA, 11524 nt
Organism: Ictalurus punctatus (channel catfish)
Lineage: Eukaryota; Metazoa; Chordata; Actinopteri; Siluriformes; Ictaluridae
Gene: igf1rb
Product: insulin-like growth factor 1b receptor
Exons: 21
Coding region: 1118-5191 (1357 amino acids)
Biological process (GO): protein autophosphorylation; regulation of JNK cascade; positive regulation of kinase activity
Cellular component (GO): insulin receptor complex; axon; membrane
Molecular function (GO): phosphatidylinositol 3-kinase binding; insulin receptor substrate binding; ATP binding
Source: RefSeq, a predicted model, not a curated record